This is a messenger RNA of Pocillopora damicornis (cauliflower coral), 2076 nucleotides long. Its product is annotated as THUMP domain-containing protein 1. Gene Ontology annotation, molecular function: RNA binding. Gene Ontology annotation, biological process: tRNA modification. The record is from RefSeq and is a predicted model, not a curated record. NCBI's taxonomy places the organism in Eukaryota, Metazoa, Cnidaria, Anthozoa, Scleractinia, Pocilloporidae.
AUGGCGGACGGUAACACGAGUUUGAAACGAAAGCAUUCUAAAGCAUUUUAUGUCGGAAAUAAGAAGAAGAAAAGAGGACAAGAGCUGCUUGCUCCAGGAAUGAAGGGUGUUCUUGUCACGUGUAACGAAAGGGAGAAUUUGUGUGUACGAGAAGCUUACAACGUCCUUAAUGAAUAUGCAGACAAGCUCUAUGGUCCUGAACGCAGCUUGCAAGACAAUGACUCUGUUAAUGAGAGUGAUUCUGAAGACAUUGAGGAUGCUCUGGCCAAAGAAGUCAAGCAACUUCAAGAAACUAAAACAGAAAAAAGGUUCCAGGCUGUCUUGACUGGAGCUGUAAACGUUAUCUUCAUCAAAACAAACCUUCCUGAUUCUAAAGAUCCCACAGAUUUAGUCCAUACAGUUUUAAAUGACAUGCUAGAAAAGGGAUGCAAGAAAACCAGGUAUUGUCAAAGGUUUCUGCCAAUUUCUGGCUCCUGUCAUGCUAAUAAGGAAGAAAUGAAGAAACUUGCUGAGCAAUUGUUCCAAUCAUCAUUCUUUGCUGAAGACGUGAAGCCAUCAACGUUCAGUGUGAUGUACAAAUCCAGAAACAACAGUAGCAUUCACCGAGAUGACACAAUCUCUGCGUUAGCAAGUAUAGUAAUGAAUGCCGGGAAGGGACACACUGUGAACCUGAACAACCCAGACUUAGCAAUCUGUGUGGAGAUCAUGAAGAAUGUCUGCUGCAUGAGUGUGGUUAAAGAUUUUAUGAAAUUGAGAAAAUACAACAUUCAUGAGGUGAAUGAGAAAAUUUUCCAAUCUCAAAGGACAGAUAAUGAGGACAGUGAAAAGGUGAAAAGCAAAAACCAAACCAUUAUGAAAAGUGGUGACAAUGAUGCUGAUAGUGGUGUGCAAAGAGACGGCAAUAAUGCUGAUAGUGAUAUGAAUAGAGAUGGAAAUAAUGCUGAUAGCACUACUGUUGAUGAUGCAACCUCUGAAAAUCCAGAUACCUGAAAUGAUGUCAGUGUUACAGUGUUGACUGUAGGUAAUGAUGGUAAGAUUGGAGAAGGUCUGCAAAAGGUUAUGAAUUCUGCCCACAGAAUUUAGAGCAUAAUUUAAUACCCUUUGCAGAAGGAUUCUCAAUAUCACUAUGGGAUCAUCUAAAUUGGGCUGAUAUUCAAAACCAAUCAAAGAUACAUUGCGAUGACAAUGUGAUUUUCAUUUUUCAUCGCAAGGUAAAAGUUGAAUUUACUUUUAAGUGGUUGGCAAAAGGUUUAUAGGUGACCCAUGCCCAAAAUUUAUUUGUAACACGUGAAUUUUACAGAAAGGGGAGAGUAAUUUAUGAAGCAGUGUAAGCAUGAUUUCUUUCAUUUUGUGAAAACCUCACAUGUAAGAAGGGAGAUUUAAACUUUUCCCCUUUAUAUACAUGACACAUGAAUUUCUCUAAAAUUUUGCGCAUGAACAGGAUUAGGAAUCCCUCUUUUUUACCCUCUUUGAAGCAUUCUCAGGCUUCUACUCACUGCCACAGACACACACACACAAUACAGUUCUACCUUAAACAUGGUUGAAUCUCCGAACUCCACUUUACACAUCAGAGAGUGAGUCACAAUGAGCUGCUCAAGGCACAAAGGAAGUAAUGCAAUUUGAACUAUGAGGAAACUGAUACUAGUGAAGUCACAUGACAAGGGUCAAAUAACUUAUGUUAUGCAGCCUAAUUUUGGGCAUAAUGCCUAGUCAGAGUAUCGAACAUGAUACCGGCAUAAUGACUAAUUAAAACUUCUUAAAAAUUCCCUUGAUGUCUCAGUUCGGCAAGCAAUUUUUUUUUAGCAUAAUGUAUCUGACCUUACACAACACAGUCUGAAUUCUCAGUACAUGCAUACAGUUAUCUACAGAGUCAAUGAACUGUCAUUGUCAUUUUUUUGUUUAUUUAUUAUCAUUUCUCUUCAGAACACAACACUCCUGUAGUGAGAUUUUAUGGAAAAUUUACUACCUGACAUAAAUGUCCUUUGAUAACAAUUUUAAUGGUCACCAGACACAUACACUCCACAUGCAUCUGAGAUUUCUUAACACAGUAAUAAAGCACUACCAAGUGGAACUUUC